UCAAAGAAUUAUUAAAUUGGCCAGAAUUUAACCAUCUGAACAGAUGUUAUAAUUCAAUCAGUCAGGCUAAAAAUAUCACAAACAACAACUUUUCUGUUUUUGUUAAUUCAGUUUCAGUUUUGAUCAGACUGAAGACACAUAAAACACGAAGAAGAAAACACGUAUGAAAGGUUUCAAAAGUCUACUACGUGCGGUGGUUUUCUUGUCAUUAUUGCACGUUACUCAACAAUGUCAAGUUCCCACUGCUCCGACGACUGUUUCUGUUGCAACUGACUGGCAGGGAGACGAUGGAUCCUUUGUCAAGGUCUCAGUUUCGAAUCCCCCUCCUGCCGAGUUCCAUCACUUCGAAAUAAAUAUCAUGGACUUCGAAGAGCAAGUUCAAGUCUACGCGAACGAGCAUGUUGAACUGGGAACGGAUGUUUCGGUGGAUUUGCCCAAGUUCGGGACAGUGUAUGAGAUAUUUGUCCACACGGUGGUUAAUUGCUCUAACGGGACCCUCCUAAAAAGUGAAGACUUCUAUGAAGAGAAGUUUGUGACGGAGCCGCCAAAAAUUGACAGUGACGUUGAGGUGAUAUUCAUGAAUGAAUCUCUGCUGUGUAUUGUGUGGAUUGCACCCAAAGACGAUGCCCACUAUGAUGAAAUCGAAACAUCCCUGAUGCAGCCUCCUGACACUUCUUUGGAUACAAAAGCCAAGAAUGUGGAAGAAAACCAAGAUGCCGGGUUCGAAUGCUUUCACAGUUCAGCGCUUGAGAGAUCCCAAAUGUUUUCUGUUAAAUUGACGAGCAAGGUGUCAUACGACAAUCUCCAACUGUUCAGUAACUCUCCACCCGGAUACCGAAACCUCUUCUUCCAACACGCUGGGCUUGGAGUGCUCUUGGAUAUUUCUCACUGCGAUGCAGACACAUGUUUGGUCAAUAUACGAGCGAGUCAGUUGCCAUAUAAGGAGAAGUUUGACUUCACCUACCAGGUCUUCGAAUAUGACACUGAAAAUGUCAAAGUCUCCGGCCGGUUCCGCGGCUCGGAUUGCAGCGCAGAACAGGAUUCAUGUACCUACUUGGUGGAAAACCUUGAACCGAAUACAAAAUACGAAAUCGAAUUGACACCAAGCAUAUUCAACGACGAACUGCCCUUUGCGACCUACGACGACUUCAGAACACCCUCAGCAAUGGCAGAUCCUUCCGAUCCCAUCAAGGUGGAAUGUGAGCUGAUUGACGGUCAAGCCGAAUGCACAAUUGUCCUAUCAGCCGAAGACGACAAAAUGAUGGACAGAUUUUCGUUCCAAAUUCGUUACGUGAUAAUCAAUUUGGGGGUGGCCGGAGCCAAUGAAACUGGAACAGUCAAUGGAAAAGAAUGCUCUGGAAAGAUCGGGUCGUGCUCUUUUGAUCUCAAUCUGCAACUGGCCGAAGGUGAAUACGAACUGCUGAUUCGAAUCGAAUUCGACGACGAAGAAGUUGCCACGAUUCAAAGGACCAAUCAAUUUGUGGUGCCAGUCCCUAGCGAUGACUCAAUGAUAAGUAUGACUAUCAUAGUCAUAAUAAUGGUCGUGGCCGGUGUGAUUAUUGCUCUUUCCUUGUUCGUGGUUGUUGUAUUGUGCCUGCGGAAACAAAAAGAGAAAGCAAAUGACUGGAAUCAUAGAGAACUUGGAAAGUUCAAUGACAAUACAUAUGUGAAACCAGCUCAACCAGACAUUGAGUACGAACCACCAGACAAUAAAUGGAAGUCAACGGAGGAUGAGCCAUAUGCCGAGUACAAAGUGAAAGAAGGAGUUGAAUUGGCCGCCUACGUAAACCCCGACCUAAAGAGCGACGCGGAUAGUAUCUACGAGAACGAAGCUUAUGAGGAAAUGGAUAAAAAAGUAGAGUAUAACUCUGACGAUGAUGGAUGCUUGCCUUUGAAGAGUAACGAAUACCUUGAACCUGAAAUCAAAGGUCAAAAGAACGAGCCGGCAUCACAGCCAAAUGAGUACUUGAUUCCAAUCGCCCAGGAGGACAGUCUUCUUUGUUAAAUUCACAUCUGAAACAAUUUAGGGUUUUACACAGAAGCGGAUUUAAAAAAAGGUCGCCAAAUUUUCAAAAUGUUUUUGAAAAUCCGCCCUUCACUUGAGAAAUUUCUAGAUCCGCGCCUGGUUUCACUCAAAGUUUUUCUUUUGAUGUGCUUUUCUUUUUUUGUCAACAUUUUAUUUUUGAAGA
Molecule: messenger RNA, 2189 nt
Organism: Symsagittifera roscoffensis
Lineage: Eukaryota; Metazoa; Xenacoelomorpha; Acoela; Convolutidae
Exons: 12
Coding region: 164-2005 (613 amino acids)
Source: RefSeq, a predicted model, not a curated record